Molecule: messenger RNA, 2216 nt
Organism: Carlito syrichta (Philippine tarsier)
Lineage: Eukaryota; Metazoa; Chordata; Mammalia; Primates; Tarsiidae
Product: FAST kinase domain-containing protein 1, mitochondrial-like
Exons: 9
Coding region: 429-2216 (595 amino acids)
Biological process (GO): mitochondrial RNA processing; regulation of mitochondrial mRNA stability
Cellular component (GO): mitochondrial matrix; ribonucleoprotein granule
Molecular function (GO): RNA binding
Source: RefSeq, a predicted model, not a curated record
GGGACAUGUAGUGUUUGCGUUUCGCAGUGCAUGCGCGCUCAUCGGGCAUUUCUUCCUGGUUUAGGGACAGGUUCUCUACCAGGGGAAAGGUGAUGUCUGUCGAGGAAAGGCUAGCAACCCUGGAAUUUUUUGAGCGAUACUACCGAGUCUGUUGCGUUCCAUGUUGGAGACCAUGCACAGCCCUGUCGUCUGAGCCUGCGUAAUCCCGAGCUUCUCCAGAAAAUUGUCGGGCUUUGAGGGAAAACAUUGCUGAAGGUGCAUAUUGGAGUGGGUUUAGAGCUAUCAUGAUGGAAACAAAAUAGUCAAAAGAAAAAGUUAUUUUUAUACUAGCAUAUUGCACCUACUAGUUAUAUAUAGUUUUUUUAACCCUAAGAAAAUUUGUGAUAAAUGAACAGAUUUCUUAUUUUCUAGAUUCAUUGGUUACAAAUAUGCUUCGUCUAAGAGCGUUUUGUCCAUUCUCCUGGAGAGUGUUUCAGUUUCGGCCCUUCAGUUGUGAACCAUUAAUUAUCCAGAUGAAUAAGUGUACAGAUGAAGAGCAAAUAUUUGAUCUUAUUGAAAGAAACAAAGCCAUACUUUCAGAAAAGCAAGUGGGAUGUGCAUUUAAUAUACUUUGGCAACUUCAAAAGCAGAAGACCAGCUUGCUAAACAAUGUUGAAUGUGUCAAAGACCAUCCCCAAUUUCUUACUCUUUAUAAUUUAACUACAAAUAAAUUCAAAAUAAUGAAUGAUGAUACCCUGGUGAAUGUGUUAUACAUCACACAACAGUUUGCCAUUGAGACCCAUGACCCACUAGUUGAAGCACUAGUUACAGAAGCAUGGCGAAGACUGGAAAGGUUUGAUGUUAAUGUGCUUUCAAGAUUUUCCUCUUGCCUAGCGGAUCAGCAUUUGUAUUUUAGCCCUUUAAUGGGAAAAAUAGCUGAUAUUGUUCAUAGGAACUUGGAAACCAUACAGGACCUAAGGUUCUUGUCUACCUUGAUGGUCAACAUAUCUUUUUUAAUAUCACGACAUUUUCAAGAAAAAUUAGUGAACAGAUCAGAACUUCUUUUUGACACAAUAGGUUUUUCUGAGGUCAGCACUGCAAGAAGAAUAGUACAAUUUCUUCAAAAUGUUAAAUAUGGUUAUCAACCACUAUUAGAAAGAUGUAAUAAAGUAUUUUUAAGCAAUAUGGACCACCUUGAUUUGGAUUCCAUCAGUAAAAUACUUAGUCUAUAUCAGUUUCUACGGUUUCAUAGUUUUGAAUUUAUUACAAUGGCGAAGAAGAAGCUAACUAAGAUGAUUCCUCUGUUUGAUCACCCUGCUAGCUUUGUAAAAUUGUUUGUAGCAUUGGGACCCAUGGCAGGACCAAAAGAAAAGAAACAACUUAAAUCAACAUUAUUAUUGAUGUCAGAGGAGCUGACCAGCCAGCAAGCCCUGGCAGUGGUGGGAGCAAUGGAAGAGAUGGAAAGCAGAAAUUCACAUCUGAUUAAAAGAAUUGCUUCAGUUCUACAUAAACAUUUGGAUAACUAUAAACCAGUAGAAUUAUUGAAGAUAACUCAAGCAUUGAUUUUUCUACAUUUUCAAAGUAAGGAGCUUUUUGUGAAACUCAGAGAAUUACUGCUUAGUUAUUUAAAAAUUAGUGUCAUACCAAGCGAAAUUUCCGUUCUGGUCUGUGCCAUUUGCAUGCUUCCUUCUCCUUACCUGGAUGAAGCGGCGACAUCCCGAAUUGAAGCAGUUUUACCACAGUGUGACCUACAUGGCCUGAAUGGUUUUGCCACAUCUGUUUUAAGAUGGAUUCAGUAUGAUCACACAUAUUUGGAUAGUGGGAAACAACUGAAACUUCUUAAAAAAUUAGAUCACUAUGGUCAUCAGAGACUACAACAAAGCAACAAUUUGGAUCUGUUGUUGGAGGAACUUAAAUUUGUCAAAGGAGAUUGGCUUCCUGAAUCACUUCUUGAAGAAACAAUUGCUACUUUACAGCGUUUGAUGAAUGAAAUCAAUUACAUAAAUGUUGCAGGGAUUGCAUCUUUUAUUUCUAGAACUAACCACCUCAGUACUUUGCUGCUUGAUAGGAUAGCCUCAGUGGUUGUUCAGCAGAUUGAAAAGAUCCAUCCUUUUGCAAUCCUUGCUGUUAUUCUUCCAUUCAGUGUCUUGAACUAUGAUCCACCCCAAAGGGAUGAAUUUUUAAAAACUUGUGUGCAACAUCUUAAUUCUUACUUAGGUAGGUAUAUUCUUUCAUGA